CAGCUCCGGCCACUGAAAAAGAUGGCGGAGAUUGCCGGCGACGAGACCCCGCCGCUACCUUCGUCUUCCGGCGCCGGCGAAUCCUCUCUCUACUCGUCCCCACCCUCGCCCACCGCCCCCGCAGGCGACAAGUCGCCGCCGCCGCGCACGACGAAGCCCGGCACGAAGCGCCUCGUCCUCACCGCCUCCGUCUUCCUCUCCUUCCUCGUCGGACUGCCCUUCCUGCUGAAAUCCACCGAGAUCCACCGCUCGCCGCUGCCCUCCGACGCAAUCGCCGGCCUGUCCCGCCGCCUCCACUCCCACCCACCCUCCUUCCCCCGCGCUCUCCACGCGGUCUUCCUCCGCUCCGGCCCAGGCUCCCCCGCUCCCUCCCUCGCCGGUCAGCUCGAGCGGGCAAUCUCGACCCAACCCCACGGCCUCGCCGCCGGCAACAUCUCCGUAUCAGUCACCGUGCAAUCGGGCGGUAGCUGCUCCAGCAGCAGCAGCACUGCGUCUCCGCCUUGGCGAUGCGGGUCCGUGACCACCGCAGAUUCGGUCCGCGGCGACGAGGUGUUCGAUGAAUUGCUGCACUCUGCAUUGGGUGGUGGUGGUGGGGAUCGGAUGAAGGUUUACACUGUUGUCUUCAUCGAGAGCGAUGAUGAGAAGGGGACGGUGGUUGUGAUCGGAAAGCACCGCCACGCUUGGGUGGUUGGGAAGGUUGAUGAGGCUGAGGCGGUGUCACUUGUUGGCAAGGUGUUCAUCAAGUAUUUCCUGAAUGGUGGUGUUGAGGAGGGCGAGGCAGGCAUUGGGAAAGGGGAGUUCAUGCCAGUUGGUUCAGAUGGGAAUGUUGUUCUCUCGUUUAGCUUGCUGAAUGCCGAUCCAAAUGAUUGGGUCUAUGACUGGGAUUUUGAAAAUAUUGGUGAGAGGAUGCUGAAUCCUGUGGUCGAGGCAUUGCGACCAAUUGGUGAUAUUAAUGUAGAGAGCCAGGUUUUGUACCACACUCCAAAGUCCUCCUUUUCUCAUUCUGAUGAUAAACUUGGCGGCAAUGUCCUUAGUAUGGGAGACAUCCCUUUCUUUGUAAACUCAAACGAGUGGCACUUGGAUACAUCGCUUUCAGCUACUGGACGAUCAAAAGUUCUUCAAUUUGUGGUGUAUGUUCCAUCUGCAAGGGAAUGCCCUUUGUAUUUGCAGCUUCCAGAUGGGGAGCUUUCAAAAACUAAUGCGUUUAUUUCCCCAAUGUGGGGAGGUGUUGUUAUUUGGAACCCACCAGGCUGUUCACUUGGUUCUAAGAAGACAAGUGGGACUCAGACCAAAAUGUCAUCACAGGAACUUAUGGAGACUCUAGAAAUCUUCAUUGGACAGCUAAGGCAAUUAUUUGGUCUAAAGGCCAAUUAUCAUGUCCAAGGCAUGGAUGUGACAACUAAAUUCCUAGUUAGUGAAAAGGGGUUUGCACAAUGGGAACUAGAUUUAUUGUACCGACAUCAUGCAUGUUCCAAUCUUUUGUCAUGCCUUGCCACCUUGGAGUCUCUUUCCAGCUUGGUCCAAUCGCUGCCAAGAAUGAUUGUUAUGGAUGAAAUUGGGAGGCAGGUUGAGCUUUCGCUUGAAGCUGCAAGUUUAGCUCAAAGAAACGCCAGUCUUGGAAUAAGCGAUUCUUCAGCAGUGUCUGCAACAAGAGCAAGGGCAUUAGCUGAGGAUGCAUUUUUCCAUCCGUCCAUCAGUUCAAUCAGCUAUGCUUCGGUGGAGCACUACUUUGCGAUUUACAUGCCAUUCUUUGCACCUGUUACUCUGCACGUGCUGCUGGCGGCAAUCAAGGAGCUGAAACGCUACAAGGUGGAGCGAGGGAAAUACUCGGCGUUCCUCGCUUCCCAAGCGACGACCUCGUGAUCUGUCAGUCAUGUAUCAUCGAUCUCACGGAGUUUGGCAGGUGAUGGAAGGUGGACGCGAUGGUCUAUAGUGGCAUCCUUUCACGUCUGAAACAUGGCAAUGAUAUGGUUGCGCCGUCACGACGAUCCUAGGCACACACACGCGUAGGGUCUAUUUGUGUGCAUGUGUGAUGUAAAGCUGUAGUUUAUAUGGUAGGUUUUGCUAGCACAUGCGAAUGUGGCAUGGAGGCCCACUCACAUGUAAUUUGACCCAGUUUCUUUUAGAUGAUUCGGCCCACUCGUAUGAAACACAUGCCAAAUUUGAAUUUUGAAUCGGUAUCAUUUUUGUAG
Lolium rigidum is the source of this 2192-nucleotide messenger RNA. Its product is annotated as GPI transamidase component PIG-S. Lineage: Eukaryota; Viridiplantae; Streptophyta; Magnoliopsida; Poales; Poaceae. Bases 22 to 1863 code for a protein of 613 amino acids. Gene Ontology annotation, biological process: attachment of GPI anchor to protein. The transcript has 13 exons. Gene Ontology annotation, cellular component: GPI-anchor transamidase complex. The record is from RefSeq and is a predicted model, not a curated record.